Molecule: messenger RNA, 399 nt
Organism: Nicotiana attenuata
Lineage: Eukaryota; Viridiplantae; Streptophyta; Magnoliopsida; Solanales; Solanaceae
Exons: 2
Coding region: 1-399 (132 amino acids)
Source: RefSeq, a predicted model, not a curated record
AUGAUUCAUGCACCAAAGAUUUGGAGGCACUAUUUUUAUGGCAUUAAUGUUGAUAUCUAUACGAAUCAUAAGAGCCUUCAUUAUGACUUCAAGGAAAAGGAAUUGAAUUUACGUCAGAGGCAAUGGUUGGAGAUACUAAGUGACUAUGAUGUUGAUAUUUUAUACCAUCCAGGGAAGGCGAAUGUAGUAGCCGACGCCUUCAGCUAUAGUUCUAUGGACACGACAAUAUCCUCUUUAGUAACUGAAGUGAAGGAACGCCAAUAUGAGGAUCAUGUGCUAGCUCAUUACAGAGAUAUAGCCCCUCAAAACGAGAAGACACCAUUUGAGAUUACAGAAGAUGGAGUCCUCAAAUAUCGAAGUCGAUUAGGUGCUCCUGAUGUGGUAGGGUUGCGCCAGUAG